AUGAGCUAUGUGCAGACCAUUGGAUGGGAUGAUUACUUUGUUCCCCCGUCCUUACAGUUGUUUUCGGAUGGAUGUUACUUCAUAUUCAACUGUGGAGAAAACUCGCAAAGGUUAAGCAUAUGCAUAAACAAAUUUAUCUACAGGUUCCGGCUAUCUAACAAGCUGGGAUUAGCUAAGAUUCGGUACAUAUUUCUGACGAACUUAAGUGCGCACUCGUUCAAUGGGCUUCCCAGUUUCAUACUGUCCCUGGAUGGCUGUAAUACUUCUCACGUUACGAUUUUUGGGCCGACUCCCAUAAAGAAAGUAUUAGAUGAGCUGCUGAACACGUUUCAUGAGCUCAAAAUUGAGGUUACCGUUCACGAGAUUGAAGGAACAGAGAAGCUUCAACUGGUGAAAUCGCACUCUGUAACAAUCUCAGGACUAUUCUACCACUCGAAAUCAAACUCUAACUUUACUGUUCAUCCUAUCCAUGCCAACAAUGUUGGAUACCUAGUGGAGUUUGACGACGUGCCGGGCAUAUUUAAUCCUGAGCUUGCAAAGGAGUAUGGAGUGCUCAAGGGUCCAGAUUUUGGAAGGCUAAAAAGGGGCUUUGACGUUACUCUCCCAGACGGAUCUGUAUUAAAGUCCAAUCAAGUCUGCGAGGACCCGACUCCUGGAAACCAAAUAUUAAUUUUGGACCAUAAAGAGGACUUGAGUUUAAUGGCCCACGUUGACUACUCGGAUUGUUUAAGCAAAGAGUUGGAUGAGAUCCAGUCUGAUCCCUCGGAUACCAUAGAACUCGAUUUUAGUUUGGAGGGCCCUAAAUUGACAUUUCUGGGCACCGGCUGUUCAGUUCCGUCUGUGUAUCGCAACGUUUCUGCCAUCUUAGUGCAAGUUUAUGAAAACCACUCUAUACUUUUGGACUCUGGUGAAGGGACUGUGCUACAGAUACUUUACACCUGUACCGAUUUUGAUGAGUUUGUGAGAAAAAUACUGUCAAUAAAGAUCGUGUUCAUAUCGCAUAGUCAUGCCGACCAUCACCUGGGCCUGUAUUACAUUUUAGCACUUCAGAAAAAAUUUAAAAAGGAUCGAUCAGAGUCAACAUUGGUAAUAUGUUCGGAUGUAGUUCUGACAUGGCUCGAAACGUACAACGACAACAUAUGUAAACUAGACUAUAAGUUUAUGAUUCUAACUGAGGACACUGAGACUGUGAUCCCACUUGAUAAAAGCCAAAUUAGAUUAGUGCUCUUCAAAGUGGACCACAUCUUCGACUCAUUUGGAAUCAGGCUCAGCCACGAGGAGGUUGGGUCCAUAGUUUACUCUGGAGACACAAGGCCUUGCGAAAACCUUAUGGCGCACUCGGAGAACGCCGAUAUCUUAAUUCACGAAGCUACGUUUACUGACGACUACUCUGAGAACGCGAUAAAGACGUUGCAUACUACCAUUUCUGAGGCGGUGGAUAUAGGUUGGCCACUUAGGAUAAACGUCACGUUUAGGCGCCAAGUGCGGUGUCCGGAGCCUGUUUGUCACACACUUCAGCCAGAGAUUCCAAACCGUUAG
Molecule: messenger RNA, 1539 nt
Organism: Theileria orientalis strain Shintoku
Lineage: Eukaryota; Apicomplexa; Aconoidasida; Piroplasmida; Theileriidae
Product: tRNA 3' processing endoribonuclease
Exons: 10
Coding region: 1-1539 (512 amino acids)
Biological process (GO): mitochondrial tRNA 3'-end processing
Cellular component (GO): mitochondrion
Molecular function (GO): 3'-tRNA processing endoribonuclease activity
Source: RefSeq, a predicted model, not a curated record